AUGUUGCAAGGCCCAGUCCUCAACCACACUUGUCUCCGUGUCAAAGACCCCAAAGUCUCCAUCCCUUUCUACGAAAAGCACUUUGGCUUUGUCAAACAGAAGGUCAUCAAUGGCGACUCCUUUUCCUUGUACAUUCUUGGUAUCCCUAACAGCAUCGAGCCAGGCGCCAACUGGGGUGCCCAAUCAGGUCUCUUGGAAUUGAAGCAUGAUUUCGGUUCCGAGAACGACCCCAACUUCUCGGUCAACAACGGCAACGACGCCCCCCACAGAGGCUUUGGCCACAUCUGUGUGUCUGUUGACAACAUCGUGGAAUCUGAGAAGAAGUUGUUGGCUGACGGCGUGCAAUUCAAGAAGAAGUUGUCUGACGGUAGACAAAAGAACAUCGCCUUCGUGUUGGACCCUGAUGGAUACUGGAUCGAGUUGAUCGAAAACGGAAUCAACAAGCAAGAAGGCAAGACCGACCUGGCCACCUACAAACUCAACCACACCAUGGUCAGAGUGACCGACCCUAAGAAGUCCUUGGACUUCUACAGAAACGUGUUGGGCUUCAAGUUGUUGACUACAUUGAACUUCGAAGAAGCCAAGUUCUCGCUCUACUUCCUUGCUUUCGACGACUCCGAAUCGUUCGUCGAAAAUGUCUCCACCGACAACAGUCAACGUACCGGUAUCUUGGAGUUGACCCACAACUGGGGCACAGAAUCCGACCCCGAGUUCAAGGGUUAUCACAACGGUAACACCACCGAGGACGGUGCCAAACGCGGCUACGGCCACAUCUGUGUUUCUGUGAAGGACCCCCUGGAAAUCGUGUCGAAGAUCGACAGCUUUGGCUCCGAAUGGAUCCAAAAGUACGGCGAAGCAGGCGAGCUCGGAUUCUUCAGAGACCCAGAUGGGUAUGAAAUCGAGAUUUUCCACCACGGCAUCUUACCAGGAACCGAAGUUGCUUCCUUGUAG
Suhomyces tanzawaensis NRRL Y-17324 is the source of this 951-nucleotide messenger RNA. RefSeq names its product lactoylglutathione lyase (gene GLO1). The transcript has a single exon. Gene Ontology annotation, molecular function: lactoylglutathione lyase activity; metal ion binding. The record is from RefSeq and is a predicted model, not a curated record. NCBI's taxonomy places the organism in Eukaryota, Fungi, Ascomycota, Pichiomycetes, Serinales, Debaryomycetaceae. Bases 1 to 951 code for a protein of 316 amino acids.